This is a messenger RNA of Dermacentor albipictus, 4755 nucleotides long. Its product is annotated as E3 ubiquitin-protein ligase MIB1-like. Lineage: Eukaryota; Metazoa; Arthropoda; Arachnida; Ixodida; Ixodidae. The record is from RefSeq and is a predicted model, not a curated record. Gene Ontology annotation, molecular function: protein binding. Gene Ontology annotation, biological process: protein ubiquitination. Gene Ontology annotation, cellular component: cytoplasm.
CGGGGGCGUUGUAACGAUAGCGCGGAGACUGACGGGACACGUUGCCCGAGUCGCUGGCAAUCGCGUCGGCUCGUCGCCAACCGGGAAGAAGCCGUCGGAGAGCAACGAAGACUGACGGAACGAGCAUAGAGAAAGGAAUCGAACGAGCCCGAAGCCUUGCGGAGGAUUGGAUGACCUUUUUUGCAGCAACACUUUCAAAGGGAUCGACACUUCACGUCGUACUAGCGUUGCUGCCUGCUUAGCGAGUGCCCGCGGGAGCUGGACGCAGUGAGCUACCUGCCAAGAUGGGGGCCACUAAUUCCAGGGCUUCUUCAGAAGAUACGACCCCUCCAGACCGUCCCAGCGACGAAACGCGAAGCCCAGGCUUGCGAACGGGCGGUCCUGUGGAUUUCGACACCUCGAGGCAUCUUCAGGCACGAUGCUUCUCUUCUGGAGACUGUGUAAGAGUGACCGACGACCUUCAGAAGAUGAAGAUACUUCAGCUCGGCCACGGCGGAUUUGUUGACUCUAUGAGAAGGAGCCUUGGGCAAAUUGGUGCCGUGAUUCAUGUAUUCGAGAGCCGCGACGUGCGGGUGCUAGUCGAUGGCGCUAUCUGGAUUUUCAACCCUCUCUGUCUGACUCUAGUGAGACGGAAUACGAGCGCAGAAAUCAGUUCAGUGCUGAGAAUUGGAAGCGGCAGGGAUGCUUCUGAUGAGCUCGCUGAGCAGCUCAUCCGCAGGCUGAGGACCUCGUUGGACGGUGCACUUGGAUUAGAGAGCACUGGCAGCAGCACAUCUUCGAAGUAUUCUGUCGGUCAAAAGGUGAAGAUCUGCGGUGACGUCGCAAGAGUGAUGUUGUUGCAAAGAGGCCAUGGAGGCUUUAACAGCGGCAUGGCUCCUGCACUUGGGCGAGUCGGCAGAAUUGUCGGGAUCGACUCUGAUGGCGACCUCAGGGUCAAGUGCGGUAGUCUAUCCGCUUGGUGCUUCAACCCUGAUCUCGUGGAGGCCGUGUCGGAUGAAGAUGCGGAAUCCGGCGACUCCGAUUCUGAUGAUAUUUCCACAGAACUUCAGCGUAUGAUGCGGCAACUACUUGGAGUUCAGUCCGGAGAGGACAGUGGAGGCGGAAGUGCACAACUAAAGCUGACACCUCUGCAAUCUGCCUGCUUCCAAGGCCAGGAGUCUGUGGUCAAUAUGUUGAUAGCGACCGGCGCAGACCUAAAUGAAGGGGACAAGGAUGGUGACACAGCGCUACAUUAUGCUGUUUACGGUGACAAGCCAGAAAUACUGGAGUUACUAGUGAACUUCGGCGCCGAUGUCAAUGCUAGGAACAAGAAAAUGUACACGGCUAUUCAUGUCGCAGUCAACAAGGAGCAUGUAGCAUGUGUGCGGGUCUUGACCAAGUACAUUGGUCAGCUGGACGUAAACACUCAGGAUGAAUAUGGGGACACGCCACUACAUGACGCUAUAGGAAAGCAGAACCAGGAGAUCGUUGAUCUGCUCGUGGACUUCCCUACCGUGAACUUUACCAUCACGAACAAGCGCAGCUUCAACUCAUUCCAUCAAGCCGCCUUAAAAGGAAACACGCAUGCAACGGAAAGGAUCCUUUCCAAGAAGCCAGAGCUUGUGGACUUGAAGAAAAAGGACGGCUACUGUGCUCUGCAUCUAGCGGCAGUCAACAACUACUGUAGCCUCGCGAAAAUCUUGCUGACGAAGGGCCACUGUACUGUUGACCUAAAAAACAACGAACAACAAACGGCACUCCUGCUUGCCGUGUACAAAGGCUACUGCGACAUUGUUGAACUGCUAGUCGAUGCCGGCGCGAACAUCAACGAACCAGACGCGGACGGCGACACUCCCAUGCACGUGAGCCUGAUGAGACGAUCGGAGAUCAAGGUCCAGUCUCUCAGUUCCGUCAUAGCGCCGGCAACGAGAAUGAUCGCGAGUGAACUUCUCCAGUCUCGCACUCCGGGCGUGGACGGCGACCUGGCGUUGGCCUGCUUUCUGGCAAACAGGGGCGGGGAUCUCCACCGGAAGAACAAAGCCGGACGGACGCCCCUGGAUAUGGCUGGAGGCAUCAAAUGCGUCGAGCUGCUUUUAAUUUGGAAGACUCAAGAAAGCACGCAGGAGUCAUCGGGCCCACAGCGAACAAACGGCGGAGCGACUGCAAGCGCCGAGUCGGCAGAUGGAAAGUGCAAAAUAUGCCUUGACACUCCCGCCAAUGUGUGGUUCGAACCUUGCGGCCAUCGCCUGUAUUGUGCGGAAUGCUGCCAGCGCAUGAAAUGUUGUCUGACCUGCGGUGUACGCGUUACAGGGAAAGUUUCGGAUGCUGUAAGACCCGUACUCAGCGACGACCGAAGGAAGCUAGAGUCCAGGCUGAAACAACUGGAAGAGUCCAAUACCUGCGGAAUCUGCAUGGAACGGCCGCGCAACGUGGCUUUUCUAUGCGGUCAUACCUCUUGUGCCACCUGUGCCGAAAAUCUCAGCGUCUGCCACAUGUGCCGUAAACCCAUCUCCAAGAAGAUCACCCUGUUCUAGAGUUCUAGAAAAAAAAUAUGGACGCCGUUGAAAUAGGAGAACGAGCAGGCGGAUCUUGUUGGCUAUAGGUCAACAACGCCUGCCUUUGCAGAUACAAUUAAACAACGAACGCCAAUCUGUGUACACCAGCCAGCUCUAGUAUAAAUAAACAACGCCUUCUAGAGCGACUGACAUCUGUGAAGAACAGGUCUUGUUGUUUUGCUGCGGCUGUCUCCGGAUUACUAGCGGUGUCUCUCCUAUCGUUUAAUUAUCCCAGCAAUCUGAGAAGGUUGCCUUCUGAAGUCCCCGCUAUCCCAAAAUUGUAGCUAAAAAUAAUAUCGAAGAACGCGGAGCGAAAGAACACUUCAAAAAAUUGAAAAUCAGCGUCUCACAAUCUCUCAUAGUACAAGAAACACACACUACGCGCAAUUACCGAGAAAUGGACACAAAGCUAUAUGCACACCACGCGUAAUCCAGAGUCAACCCGUGAGUAUUCAUGCCGAAAUAGUUUCGCCUGAGCAUAGUGUGAAAAUUUUUCAGUAUGGGGUUUUUCAAUUCGCCGCCAAUCAGCUAUACAAUCUUCCACCACGCCCGUACCCAUUGGUUUCAUUGGUCACCAGCACCACUCCCUCUCCGUUCUCGAUCUCUACCGCGAUGUCGCCUCCCCUCCCCUCUACCACGCCGACCGAUUGCGGGUGCCUUUCUCGCUAGGCCGCCACCAAUGGCUCUGCCUGGGUUCAGUGAAACGACAGGUGUAAAGCCGUGAGGGCCACUGUACAUGUAAUCGUGAAUGUGCCUCCGGUUCGUUGGGUCGCUCAAAACUCGGGAGGGCGACAACCACACCCGAGUCUGAGGUCUGGAGGUGCAACCGAAGUCGCUCCAUAAUGCAAGAAGUAAGGUUUCAGUCAUAUGACAACCUGCGUGUACUGUUUUCGCAAAGGAAUUGCACUCGGUGUAUUGGGCGUUCUUGCUAUCGUGUUCGAGCGCACUCCCUACGAACAGCACUCAACCUCAGUUGUGGUAGCGCUGCAAACGGCCACAGUCGCUGCACCAAAAAACGCGCGCAAAAAAAGUCAGUAUAAAGGAAAAUAUUUUUCUGAAUUUACGUGGUUGAACAUUAAAAAAAAAGGUUUUGCAAGAAAAUCUUUCCACCAAGAAACGCUGAUAGCUUCAGAUGGGAAAAAGACAGACACCUUUCUGUUCAUGUUGCCCGCUACAAACCUGUUCUUGCAAAGUGCAUCCAACGAGCUGAGGCAAACACUAUUCCAAGGGAAGUUCUUUCUCGCAGUUAUGAUUGAAAGAGGAGCGUGGCUAAGCUUUGAAACACAGUUAAUGUGGUCGAAAUGAUGUAUUUUUUACGGAAGCUUUGGAAUGAGCAGAAAGAAAGCCAUGGUGCCAUAUGAUUAAAUAAAUAUUUGGAACGCAGAAAAUGCAGUAUACUGCAACGCAGUGUUUCUAGUGAGCCACAGUCAGAUUUAAUUAAGAGAAGGCUACGCGGUUAAUUAGAUGCGAGCUUUCUUUUUCCCUUUAACUUUUUUUUCUUAACCAUUAUAUGCAAGUCUAGCUGAUUACGACACGUGCCAACGUUUUGAAAACGUUAUGUGCUUCCGUGAAGUCUUGAUAACCGAGAUAAAGCGCUGUCCGAGCGGAUUUUCAAUAAGGAGUUGAUUGUCAUGUUUUUUCGGCUAUAUUGGCCCGAAGUGUACCGCUCGCUAUCACUGUAAAUGGUUUUAUCGUGUUCAUGUGAACAUUCACAUCCUGUCAGUGUAUACGAUUACAGUAAUUUCAUUAUUCCUUGAUGCUUUUUGAUCUGGCGUGACAUUGCAUUGUUUUUCUAUUAUUGUUUGUGUGUGUUUGGGGGGGGUGGUGCGUAACUUAGUCAAUUGAUAAAGUUUUGCCCAAAACGUUUGUUUGACCACCUCUAGCCAAAAGCAAUGUUACGUUGAGCAACCAAUUAUUUUUGUAUGUGUCCCUCUCAAACAGCAUUUGUUUGUAUGGCUUUUGAAUUACGCUUCGUUGUUGUCACAAUAUGUCUCGCUGGUCUGUUGCCUUAACUGCAUCCUUUCUUUCUUUGUCUUCAAAUUUGCUGUCGAUUUUUCUCCAUUUGUUGUUUAUUCACUGCAGUGAAAUCGGUAGGCUGCACCAUUGUAAAGCUUGUUUUCUUGUUUGAUGUUCUUGCACCAUAUUCCCACACGGAGAAGCAAAUGUUUAAUGUAUAUGUUAACGUGGGGCCAAAUAAAUAUUUCUCCUUGUUGCUGCGAGA